UAGAUCGCCAAUUGAAAAGAAAUUUCAAUUGUUGUACACGAAUGCAAAAUUUAAGGAAGUUCAACAGCAAGUAAUCGGUGUGCUUGAUUUGGAUCCAACUUUACAGACAAUGGAUGGUGUAAUGAAGACUUAUUUGGUAGAAGAUGAAGUUCGUAUUCAGGAGUUCACAAAACAGGUUACAUAUUUUGUGGAUUUUAAUGUCGAUGACUGUAAUGCAAAGUGUUCAUGUGGUUUAUUUCAGAUGAGGGGGAUACUGUGUAGGCAUAUUUUGUCUAUAUUCAAAUCAAACGGUAUAAAAUCGUUGCCAGAUCGGUACAUUUUAGACCGAUGGCGGAAGGACAUCAAGAGAAGAUACACUUUAAUCCGAUCUAGCUACGAUGCCGGGGAUGAAAGGCCAAAUGGUAAUAGACAAUCCAUUCUUCUGAAUAUGUGUUAUGAGAUGAUAGAUUAUGCGGUUGAAUCUGAGAAGGACUUUGACGAUGCAAAGAAGAAGAUACAAGAGAUGACUGGAUUAUAUCGUCAGAACCAACGACCCUUAUCUAGCGGCCAAACAGUUUCGGAACCUGGGGUUACAAUACUAGAUGGGGCUGUAGUUGGUAGCUCACAACAAGUCAAGAGUCCACUUGUUGUCAGAGGAAAAGGAAGACCUCCGUCUCUUAGACGAGCAUCCAGGAUGGAGACAGAAAUGCGGAAGGUUAAAGCCAAACAGAAGAAAGCACAAGUGGUUCAAAAACGCAAACAGCGAGAUGAAGGAGAUACAGUACCUAUGGGCACAAAACGGAGUUUAUUUGGGCCAUCAGAAGCAGAUGCAUAUUCCAACCACGGACAAUUUACGGUUAUGGACAGUAGUGGGACCACGCAAAGUGUUCAGUCGUGGUAUUUUGGUAGUCAAGGAAGUAAUCCUCCUAUGGUUGGUAGUCAAGGAAGUGUUCAUCAUAUGGUUGGUAGUCAAGAAAGUGUUCAUCCUAUGGUUGGUAGUCAAGAAAGUGUUCAUCAUAUGGUUGGUAGUCAAGAAAGUGUAAGAUCUCUCACUUAUCUAGGCCAUUUUAGUAAUAUUAUUUAUUAUUUGAUCAAGAUUUGUUUAUUUGGAUGGAAAUAGAUUUUUUAUGAUUGGAUGACACACAACCAAAGCGGCCUGGGUGGAGAUGGGUCAAACGCAUGGAUGUAAUGCGUUUGUAUAUUUCAUGUGACUUGGUGUAUUUACAAGGAGGAGGCUGAUGCAUUUUUUGUACACCACAUGAUGUGGUCUAUUUUGCUUUUCCCUCUGAAUUAUUUGGGCAGCUUGCCAGUUAUUUGUAGAUGAGAUCCUAUUUUGUAUAUUCUCUCUGAGAAUUUAAGUGGAUAAAAGGAGGAAGUGGCUGA
This is a messenger RNA of Carya illinoinensis, 1362 nucleotides long. RefSeq names its product protein FAR1-RELATED SEQUENCE 2-like. Lineage: Eukaryota; Viridiplantae; Streptophyta; Magnoliopsida; Fagales; Juglandaceae. Gene Ontology annotation, molecular function: zinc ion binding. The transcript has 4 exons. The coding region runs from base 110 to 1099 and encodes 329 amino acids. The record is from RefSeq and is a predicted model, not a curated record.